GCCUGACGCUUGAUCGAGGGGAGAGAUGCGCCCUUAGCAGAAGCUAAGAAGGGAAGGGCACGCGGAACACAAGAAUCUCUCUCCACGCUCUCGAGGUCUCGCCAAACCCGCCGCUGGUGGACUUCGCCGUGUUUCGUCCUCGCUUCACGCAGAAGCCGUGUGUUUUUACCGUGGAAGAAGCCCAGAACUGAUUUCUCAUCAACUGCGUAACAAAUAAGAAGACCACACAUUGUUGACUGGCUUUAUGUCGCGCGCUGGGGCUCGCUCGUCAUUGGAGCGGCGCACUUGAUGGGAAUAUAGACAGCACAUACAUGCUUCGAGAGGGCUAUCAUGGUUAAAUCGGGUAGGAAUGGACCGGGCUGUGGACUCUGGAAGCAAGUGACGACAAUCAAUGAGGACAUCCGUUGUUAAAGAGAUUUUUCAUGGAUACCUACGAAUGUGCUUAACAUAAAUCCUUUGAGGUAUAAUAUCGCUCCAUCCUUUUUUUUCUUCUUAUUUUUUCCCCCGCCCACCUUCUCGGGUCUGUCUGACUGCAGCGUUGGCCCCGAACCCUGACACCUGCAGGCAACUGUGAGUGAUUGGUCAUUACAUCCAAGGGCGUCGACACAGCAAGACAAAAAAAACUCCAGGGAGCCCUGCUGCAGUUGGUGGUGGCGGUGGCAGGGGUGGUGAGUCAAUCGCCUCAGCGGCUGCAGCAUAUGAUUUAUUAUUUGUGAAGUUAACAGCUCAGACCACUUAAUCUACAAGGACCAAUUUCUUACUGGAGGGAAACGGUCCAAUAUGAAGGACGUGUCAUUCGUGGAUCGCCUCUUUGUCGGCUUGGCCAUGGCCUCUUUUGUUGUGGCCACAGAGGAGAGGCCUGAUUGCCCAAAGCUCUGUGUAUGUGAGAUUAGACCCUGGUUUUCUCCAAGUUCGGUGUACAUGGAGGCUCAGACAGUUGACUGUAAUGACUUGGGACUGUUUAGCCUGCCGGAACAAUUACCGGUGGGCACACAAGUACUAUUACUGCAAACAAACAAUAUUGCCAAGAUUGACAAACCCUUGGAUUACCUGGCCAACAUCACAGAGAUUGAUUUAUCGCAAAACAAUUUAUCCUCUAUCAGCGAUGUCCAGCUGGGGAAUCUUCCUCAACUGCUGUCCCUUCAUAUGGAGGAAAAUUGGAUACAAGAGUUGCCUGAGCGAAGUCUUGCUGAGAUGGCGAACCUUCAGGAGUUCUACAUGAAUCACAACCUCAUCUCCUCCAUUUCCUCGAUGGCUUUUCAGGGUCUCAGCAACCUUGUGCGGCUCCACCUCAAUUCUAACAAGCUGACGGCCAUUCAAAAAGAGUGGUUCGAGCCCAUGCCAAAUCUGGAGAUCCUGAUGAUCGGUGAGAAUCCUAUUCUUUCUCUCGAUGAUAUGAACUUCAAGCCUCUCAGUAACCUACGCAGUCUGGUCCUCACCAGGAUGAACCUGUCUCAGCUCCCUGACGAUGCACUGGCUGGUCUUGAGAACUUAGAGAGCAUCUCGUUCUAUGAUAAUAUUUUCGCUGAGGUGCCUCAUUCCGCCCUGAGAAAUGCAAAAAAUCUGAAGUUUUUGGAUCUAAAUAAAAACCCAAUAGCGAGGAUACAGAGGGGAGACUUUGUGGAUAUGCUCCAUCUGAAAGAACUAGGGAUUAAUAGCAUGCCAGAGCUAGUUUCCAUUGACAGCUUUGCCCUCAAUAACCUCCCCGAGCUCACCAAAAUAGAAGCCACCAACAAUCCUAAACUCUCCUAUAUCCAUCCUAAUGCUUUCUACAAACUACCGCGGCUGGAAACCCUAAUGCUGAAUGGCAACGCGCUCAGUGCCCUUCACAGGAUUACUGUUGAGUCCCUCCCAAAUCUCAGAGAGGUGAGCAUGCACAGCAACCCCAUCCGCUGUGACUGCGUAGUCCGCUGGAUGAACAUGAACAAGACCAACCUUCGCUUCAUGGAGCCCGACUCACUGUACUGUGUGGAGCCGCCAGAGUACGAGGGCCAGCAUGUCCGACAGGUGCACUUCAGGGAGAUGAUGGAGAUUUGUCUGCCACUCAUAUCUCCCGAAAGCAUGCCUGGGCACAUCAAAGCAUGGAACGGGAGCUCUGUGUCACUCCAUUGUCGGGCCUUCGCUGAACCAGAGCCAGACAUCUACUGGAUCACCCCGACUGGUACCAGGGUCCUGCCGAACACAGUGUCUGACAAGUUCUACAUGCACCCAGAGGGAACUUUUGACAUCUAUGAUAUAACAGAGAACGAAGCUGGUCUUUACACUUGUGUUGCCCAUAAUCUGGUUGGAGCUGAUCUUAAAUCCGUUUCCGUAGAGGUGAAUGGAUAUUUUCCCCAACCUACAAAUGGCUCUCUGAAUGUCAUAAUCAAAUCGGUGGAGACAAAUUCCAUCCUGGUUUCGUGGAAGGCCGGCCAUGGCACCUUGGCCCCAAGCAUUAAAUGGUACACAGGAUCAGACGCUAACCAUCCCACCACAGCGUUUACCACCAGGGUUCCCUCUGACGUCCAGGUCUACAACCUCACCCAUCUCAGCCCCGCCACUCUGUACAAAGUCUGUGUGGAUGUCGGCAGCAUCCACUACAAGCAAGACACCAAAUGUGUCAAUGUCACCACUAAGGGAUUAGAGCUGGCAGCCAAGGACACAGAGAAAUGGGACACAGCAGUAAUCACCGUCUUUGGUGUGCUCUUGGCUGUGAUUUCAGUGGCAUGCCUGCUUAUUUAUGUCUCUCUGAGGAACCAUCACCUUUAUGGGGAUAUAAGGAAAUGCGACUCCAAAGCUUCGCUGACACAAGUGGAAGCAACCGGUAUGCACUCUCCUUUCUUUACAAAGCUGUGGGUUUCGGGUAAGGGACUGCCAAGUGGAGUCAAAGUGAAAGCCACAGUCAUAAAUGUGUGUGACAAUGCCUUUUAAGAAGCGCGGCUUUGUAGAGCACCACACCAACUACACUGAAUGGACAAGGCCAUGGGCAGGGGUGGAGAGAUCUGUAGUACUGUUUCAAAGGCAUACCCAUUGCUGGUCCCCGGCUCAGAUACUCUGGCAAAUCUACUAUUGGACAGGGAUGGAACAGUUUCAAAUAGACUACAUGCUCUCCCAGUUUCAACCCCAGCUAAAGUGGUGGCUUUGUAACCGCUACAUCAAACCAAGAUAAAAAUCAACAGAAAGGGGCAUUUACUGCAAAAACAAUAUCAUUCAAUACCAUUUAUAGAGAAAUGCAGGCAGACAAAAGAAAGUGAAGAUGAUGAUGGUCAACUCUCUUGUAAUUGACUGUUAAAUGUGUUCAGAGUUGUGGAACUGUCUGUGUGGUCCCAAGCAAUACCGUCUGUGCUUUGUCAAACAUCCAUAGACGAGUUAGAGAUACAGUAAUAACACCUGUCUAUUAUGGGAAGGGAGAUUUAGUAGAGUAGACAAAUUACAGUGACUAUGGUGUAAGCCUUUUGAUGAAAUAUAAACCCCCCUUUUUCUAUUUAAAAUGGAUUCUUGAUUUUUCAUGGAAAUAUUGUUAUAUAUUCUAUUAUGUUGAUGUAAUGACAAAUCAUCUGUAUGCGAACAGUUUAAAUGGGUUUCAAAUCGAGGCAAGGGGCAGACUACUUUUGAUUACAACGUCACAUUAAGCUUAAUGAAAUUCAGCUACGAAAUGAGUAUCGAGAGAGGACGUUUGCCAAAUGGCUGUUUAUGCUGUGUAGUUCUCAUUGCAACGGUGACUAGGAAAAAACAAAUAUAACAGGUUGAUUAAAAAUGAGGGGAUUGAUGUGUGAUCUCCUCACACAGCGGUCUGUUAUGCCCUGGUAAGUGCCUACAACAAGAACUACAUGAGGUAAACAGAAGAAACAGAAGAAACAGCAAAACAUGGCCAUGUCACCAUUGCAGAAUCGCAAGCUAUUUCCGGUACUUUUAGUGGAAAUACUUUCUCAGUAUUUUUAGCAUACAUAUUUUAAGAAAACGUUUCGUUGUUGCUUUGGGUGUAAAGUUAAAAAGCCAUUUUUAUAUUAACUGUAUUAUAUGUGAUCAAUGGGCACAACAGACUAAUUAAGUAAAGUGCUAAGAAAAAAAAAUAAAUGUCAUUGUUUCUUUUACAAACAA
Molecule: messenger RNA, 4080 nt
Organism: Anarrhichthys ocellatus (wolf-eel)
Lineage: Eukaryota; Metazoa; Chordata; Actinopteri; Perciformes; Anarhichadidae
Gene: lrrn3b
Product: leucine rich repeat neuronal 3b
Exons: 2
Coding region: 781-2910 (709 amino acids)
Molecular function (GO): protein binding
Source: RefSeq, a predicted model, not a curated record